Lodderomyces pseudojiufengensis is the source of this 2157-nucleotide messenger RNA. RefSeq names its product Dur3p (gene DUR3). Gene Ontology annotation, biological process: urea transmembrane transport; spermidine transport; putrescine transport. NCBI's taxonomy places the organism in Eukaryota, Fungi, Ascomycota, Pichiomycetes, Serinales, Debaryomycetaceae. The transcript has a single exon. The coding region runs from base 1 to 2157 and encodes 718 amino acids. Gene Ontology annotation, cellular component: plasma membrane. The record is from RefSeq and is a predicted model, not a curated record. Gene Ontology annotation, molecular function: putrescine transmembrane transporter activity; urea transmembrane transporter activity; spermidine transmembrane transporter activity.
AUGUCAUCAGUUGAAAAAUAUAUACCAUUACCUCAAUCAGCAGGUUAUGGAGUUUUAAUGGGAUUUGGAGCAGUUUUUGCAAUUGGAAUGUGUUUGACUACAUUUAUGUUAAGAAGAUACAACAAAGAGAUCAUAACAUCAGAAGAAUUUGCAACAGCAGGUAGAUCGGUUAAAACUGGAUUAAUCUCAGCAGCAGUAGUAUCAUCAUGGACGUGGGCAGCCACGCUCUUGACAUCAACAACUCAGUGCUUCUUGAACGGAGUCUUUGGAGCGUUAUCAUACAGUCUUGGAGCAACGGUUCAAAUAACCUUGUUUUCAUGUAUUGCAAUCAAGGCUAAAUUACGCGCACCAGCCGCGCGUACUUAUUUGGAAAUUGUUAGAGCAAGAUAUGGUACAACAACUCAUAUUGUCUAUAUUUUUUGGGGUUUAUGUACAAAUAUAUUAGUAACAGCUAUGUUAUUAACUGGAGGAUCAGCUGCUGUUAAUGAUUUGACUGGUAUGCACCCAGUGGCAGCAUGUUUAUUGAUUGGAUUAUCACCAACUAUUUAUUCAAUUUUUGGUGGUUUAAAAGCUACCAUAUUAACUGAUUAUGCACACACAUUAAUUAUGCUAGUUAUUAUUUUAAUAUUUGCUUUCAGUACUUGGGCAACAAAUUCAAAAUUAGGUUCUCCUGGAGUUGUUUAUGAUAUUAUAAAAGAAUUAGGUAAAACUCAUCCGGUUGAAGGUAAUGCUGAAGGUUCUUAUUUAACAAUGCAUUCAAGAUCUGCAGGUAUUUUCUUUGUUAUUAAUAUUGUUGGUAAUUUUGGUACUGUGUUUUUAGAUAAUGGUUAUUUCAAUAAAGCAUUUGCAGCUAAUCCAGGUUCUGCUUAUAAAGGUUAUAUUUUAGGUUCAAUUGCUUGGUUUCAAGUUCCUUGUAUUACAAGUCUUACUAUGGGUUUUGCUGCUUUAGCUUUACAAUAUACUGAACAUUGGCCAAUGGGUAGAUCAUUAACAAAUGAUGAAGUUGCUGCUGGUUUAGUUUUACCAACUGCUAGUGUUGCAUUAAUGGGACAAGCUGGUGGAGUUUUAAGUUUAAUUAUGAUUUAUAUGGCUGUUACUUCAGCAAUGUCAUCUGAAUUAAUUGCUGUAUCAACUAUUUUCACUUAUGAUGUUUAUAGAACUUAUUUCAAUCCAAAAGCUGAUGGUAAAAAAUUAAUUUGGAUCUCACAUGUUGGUUGUGGUGUAUUUGCUUAUGUUAUGGCUGGUUUUGCAAUUGGACUUUAUUAUGCAAAUGUUUCAAUGGGAUUUUUAUAUGAAUUAAUGGGUAUAAUAAUUGGUGGUGCUGUUUUUAGUUUAGCAAUGACUAUUUUAAGUGCAAAACAAAAUUGGGCUGCUGCUACUUUUACUCCUCCAAUUGCUACUGCAUUAGCUAUUAUGACUUGGUUAGUUGUUUGUAAAACUAAAUUUGGUUCUAUUACUUAUGAUAAUUUAUUCAAAGAUGAAGCUAUGUUAUCUGGUAAUGUUGUUGCAUUGUUAUUUCCAUUAAUAACAGUUCCUUUAUUUACAAUAAUUUUUAAACCACAAAAUUUUGAUUGGAAAAUUUUAAAUUAUAAAAUUACAAGAGUUAGUGAAGAAGAAGAAUUAUUAGAAGCUACAAAAUCAGAAAAUUAUAAUGAUGAUGAAAAAUUAAAUCCUGUUAAAUCUCAAAUUUCAAUGAUUGCAAGUGAAUUAGCUGAAAUGGAAAGACCACAAUAUACUGAAGAACAAACAAUUUUAAGAAAAGCAUUUAAAAGAUGUUCAAUUUUUUGUCUUUCUAUGACUUUAAUUUUAUUAGUUAUAUGGCCAAUGCCAAUGUAUGGAAGUAAAUAUAUUUUCAGCAAGAAAUUUUUUACAGGUUGGAUCUCAGUAUUUAUGAUUUGGAUAUUUUAUACAUGUUUUCAAGUUAUUGUAUUUCCAGUAUGGGAAAGCAGAGGAAGUAUUGCAAGUACUGCAAGAGGUGUUUAUUGGGAUUUAACUGGUCAAACUUAUAAAUUAAGAGCUUGGCAAGAAAGUCAUCCAGAUAAAUUGCAUGCUGUUAGAUCUCAAAUUCGUGCUCAAUUAUCAAAUCCUCAAGUUGUUGAUGGUAAAUCUGUUGAAACUGAAUAUCCAAAUAUUGAUGAUGAAUUGGAAAAGAAAUAA